Messenger RNA from Magnusiomyces paraingens, 1215 nucleotides. RefSeq lists its product as uncharacterized. Gene Ontology annotation, molecular function: Hsp90 protein binding. The record is from RefSeq and is a predicted model, not a curated record. Bases 1 to 1215 code for a protein of 404 amino acids. The transcript has a single exon. Gene Ontology annotation, biological process: protein folding. NCBI's taxonomy places the organism in Eukaryota, Fungi, Ascomycota, Dipodascomycetes, Dipodascales, Dipodascaceae.
AUGUCAAGCAAAGAAAAAGAAUGGAUCCCGCCCCAGCGGUACGUCCCGGGUCCCGGAAUGCCUGCAUUGCCGCCACAACUUUAUCAGGAUUCCAACAAAACUGUCGAUGAAGUUGCUGAAGAGCUUAAGAAAAUGCCCUUUUUUAUGACUGAGCUCGAUGACGUUGAUGAAAACGAUGAAAACUCACGCAAUCAGAUUGAAGCUCUUAAAGCCCUCGCAUAUGAAGGUGAACCAGAAGAGGUUGCUGCCAACUUUAAAGCCCAGGGUAAUGAGCAAUACAAACUGAAACGGUACAAGGAUGCUGUUGAGUUCUACACAAAAGCUAUCAACGUCGAGUGGCUCGGAGAAAAAGGCGAAGAUCCAGAGGAAGGCCGCAAAAUCAAAAUGGCAUGUUUUUCCAAUAGAGCUGCUUGCAAUCUUGAACUCAAGAACUACCGCCAGUGUAUCAAUGACUGUAAGAUCGUUCUUACUCAGUUUGAGCCGGCACAUGAAAAGUCAUUGUUCAGAGCAGGCAAGGCUUACUUGGGUGUGGAUCGCGCCGAUGAAGGAAUGCAACUGCUACAGUACGGUGUUGAGGUUGUUCCGGAUAGCAAAACUCUUCCUGGGCUGCUACAAACUCUGACUACUAGACAUAACACCAAGCUUGAACUAGAGCGUAAGCGUCGCGAAGCCGAAGAACUUAAGCAAACAAAGAAGCGUAACCUUGAAGCCUCUAUUGCUGCUCAUAAAUUUACCUUACUCAAAAGCGCAAACACUGAAGACGAUAGCUCGAGUCCGCUUCCAUCAGAUGUCAGAAUCCAUUUGGAAGACGAUCUCAACCCUGCUUCAACUCUUAUUGUCCCAGUAAUGUUCUUAUACCCUGUCGACAUGCAAUCUGACAUUAUCCAACAAGCUGAUGUGGACUCGACAACCAUCAACGAAUACCUCCAACAACUCUUUGGUGAUGAGCUGCCUCCAUGGGUUUGUGAGGAUAAUAAAAACGUUUCUGAUUAUUCCAACAUCAAAACACUUGAGGUUUAUGCUCAAACUGACUCUGGUGGCCUCGUCAAGGUCGGUAAAGCAUCGACUUUAGCUAAGGUUUUCUCAUUAGAAAAGCCCGUCGUCCCUAUAAUUGAUAGUGUCCCUAGACUUUACGUUGUGCCCAAGAACAAAGCCAAGGAAUGGCUUUCAAACUGGAACAAAGAUCAUGCAAGAUACCUAUUAUAUGGAGAAUAA